Molecule: messenger RNA, 1863 nt
Organism: Lacerta agilis (Sand lizard)
Lineage: Eukaryota; Metazoa; Chordata; Lepidosauria; Squamata; Lacertidae
Gene: ACKR3
Product: atypical chemokine receptor 3
Exons: 2
Coding region: 45-1139 (364 amino acids)
Biological process (GO): G protein-coupled receptor signaling pathway; angiogenesis; chemotaxis
Cellular component (GO): membrane
Molecular function (GO): G protein-coupled receptor activity; chemokine binding; coreceptor activity
Source: RefSeq, a predicted model, not a curated record
CACGCGGAGACGGCGAGACUUCCUCCAUCCCAGAUUGGCCAGCUAUGAAUACCAUUGAUUUGCCAUCCCUAUUUGAACAUGUGGAAGUGGAGAAUUUCACUGAAACCAACUUGACUUGUGGCGGUGGAGACUGCAUCACUGUGGACUCCUUAUCAUGCCCAACUAUGCUCAACAAAAGUGCCCUGCUUUACACCCUCUCCAUUUUUUAUAUAUUUAUAUUUAUGAUAGGCUUAGUAGCCAAUUUUGUGGUUGUCUGGAUGAACUUCCAAGCCAAAACAACUGGCUACGAAACUCAUCUCUAUAUCUUCAAUCUCGCCAUUGCCGACCUGUGUGUGAUCAUCACUCUUCCAGUCUGGGUGGUCUCCCUUGUUCAGCAUAGCCAGUGGCACAUGGGAGAGAUCACUUGCAAGAUCACUCACCUCGUGUUUUCCAUCAAUCUGUAUGGGAGCAUCUUCUUCCUGGCAUGCAUGAGCGUGGAUCGAUACCUCUCCGUGGCCUGCUUCACAACCUCCAGCAGCGUUAAGAAGAAGAGAAUCCGCCGUUGCAUCUGCAUCUUUGUCUGGCUUUUUGCUUUCUUUGUGUCCAUCCCUGAUACCCACUACCUGAAGACCGUUUCCUCCAACAAUGAGACCUAUUGCCGCCCUGUCUAUCCGGAGGAGAAUGCUAAGGAGUGGCUGGCUAGCAUGGAACUGAGCUCUGUCAUUCUAGGUUUUGUCAUUCCUUUCCCCAUCAUUGCCAUUUUCUAUUGUCUCCUAGCAAGAGCCAUAUCUGCCUCUAAUGACCAAGAGAGGAAGAGCAACGGGAAAAUAAUUUUUUCCUAUGUCAUUGUGUUUCUGGUCUGCUGGCUGCCGUACCAUGUCGUGGUCUUGCUUGACUUGUUGGUGACCUUCCAUUUCCUUCCCUUCAGCUGCCACAUGGAGAGCUUCUUCUUUGCAGCUCUUCAUGUUACUCAGUGUUUGUCUCUGGUUCACUGCUGCGUCAACCCCAUACUCUACAGCUUCAUCAACCGAAACUACAAGUAUGAGCUCAUGAAGGCAUUCAUCUUUAAGUACUCUGCCAAAACAGGCCUUACCAAACUAAUCGAUACUUCCAGGGUAUCAGAAAUGGAGUACUCAGCUCUGGAACAAAAUGCUAAAUGAUCACAGUUUCACAAGAGACUUUUUCUGUGCUCUGUUUUUAGCUGGACAAUAAAUUUGACCUAAUAUAAUACAAAUACAAACAUGACUGUGCUUUUUUUUUUUUUUUUGAACAAAUCAUGUACCACCAAAAUACUGCAUUUUAAAUGUUUUCUUGUGUUUUUUCCUGUCAUUUAGCUAGUCCACACUGUUCAGUUAUGCUAUUGGGAGUGGGAGGGAAAUACACAGUAAACAAGCUAUCUUGUGGUAAAGAUGUUCCUUAUUUCAUUAUAUCCCACUUGAGGAGCAGAUGGCUCCUUCCCUAGCUACCUUGACUUCACUGUAUACAUUUUUACAGUGUGUAUUUAAAGAAAGCAGACCUCUAUUUUCUUGCUUUUGCAAUUAUACUGGAAAAUCAAAUAUAUUUAAUCAUGCAUUUGAAGCUUCUUGUCAUCAAAUAUAGAAUGCUGUCCCUUUAAUGUUAGAAUUCCAUCCAGUUUACUGUUGUAAGAGUAGUACUUAUAACAAUUGUUAAAUGAAAAAUAUAUGUUCUUCUCUUCUAAGAUGGCCUUGGCAAUUUUUUGUGGCAAUAUAGUUGUAAUCUAGAUUUUUUAAAAAAUAUAAUGCUCAUUAUACCAUGUGAUUAUUGUGUAAAGAUAUGUUUCAAAACCCUCACACACUUAUUUCAUUCAGUGUCCCAUCUCCUUAUUUGUAAAUUAUUUUUUGAAAAAAUAAAUAUAUUUGAAAA